UAUUCACACACGACAUCAGGUACUCAUUUGAGGCUGAGUCGACCUAGGGGAGGCCCAGGACCGAACUCGGGCGGCCAGGUAGCGCAGCACGUUAACCGCUAUACCACCACCGCUCCCCACAGGAUACCCCCCGCCCCCAACACGCACACAACAAGAAUGCUGCGUGCUGUUGGGGGGUAAGAGCCGUUUGGGGAGGUGCUGCUGCUGCUGCUGAGGCUGCGUCUAUGGGGUGGAGUCUGUCGCCUGAUCCACAGCCCCCAGCUCACAGCUGCCGCCCGCCCGUGGUUCAGUUACCCUGCAGGCAGCUUCGCGUGUGGCCGCGCGCAACGUUGGGACGGUUCAACGCUUCGGUGUGUCAGGAGUAGCCCGGUCAUAUAGUCGUAGACUCACAUAUCGUUCGGUAUAAGAACGUUCCGUGCAUAAUUACAGAUCAAUCAUUAGUCAGUGUUAUUGUUGCGUGGGUCUGCGUGUUCGCUCUUCGCUUGAGUAGCGGAGCACACAGAAAGCGGUGCCACGCGCCGACUCGGUGAUGGUGUGACCAGUGAUGGUGUGACCAGUGAUGGUGUGACCAGUGAUGGUGUGACCGUGCGCGCCUGCGGAUGCUUCACCCGCGUGCGAUGGGACAGACGCGAGGCAACUGCACGGGUGUCCGGUCGGGGCAGCUCCGAACGUUACAACAACAACCGAUGCAAAAACACAAUAGGAGUGCAAAGUAAAGAGCAAGACGACCCUCGCUCGUAACCUGACAUUUUCUCCGCGGUCGCGCAAACGUGCUCAACGCACUUUACAAAACCAGCGACUGCUCGUCGCGCGACCAGGCGGCGAAACCAUGGCUCAGGCUGGCAGCCUCCUGCUGCUGCUGCUGCUGGCCACGUGCCUUGGCCUCGCGGCCGCUCUGCUGCCCGGUGCAGGAGACACGAGCCCCAGACACGCGAGCCCUGGAGACACGGGACCGGGAGACGCGAGCCCAAGAGACUUGAGCUCAGGAUACGCAAGCCGCAGAUACACGAGCCCGGGAGCGCCGACGAGCCCGGGAGAUGCGAACUUAGGAUCCGCGGGCUCUAGGCACACGAGUACCGGGGACGCGAGUCCAGGGACCGCCACGGCACUGGCUCCCACCGCGUGGCAUCCCAUGAGCUUGGGCUCAACUGCCGCCCGGAUGCUGCUGCUGGCCAUGUUUCGGGCUCACCGCCGCGCGGCCGUUUCUUCCUCCGGGGACGGACCGCUGCCAGACGGCGCCGAUGAAUCACCGGCUCCGACGUCGAGGUCAACAGCGGCGGCGGCCAUGGCAUUGUCCAUGUUGCAGUCGUUGAUGUCUCAUCGGCACCCCGCUCGCAACGGAACGCUCGCUUCAGAAGGUCCUGCGAUCAGCUGGGGCCCCCUGGACGCGAGCAAGGAGGAUGCUGCGCUCGCCUCCAUGCAGACGGAGCGAGACGUCGACCUGGCCCUGCCCGGCGAUGCCGAGGGUCCGACGUCGAUCGUGACGCCAGGGGAGGAGAGGUCGGAGGAGAGGUCGGAGGAGGAUGAGGACAAGUCCUCGUUCGUGGCGUCGUUGGUGGACGAGGGUUUGCUGCCGGCCACGUACGACGGCGUCGCUCCAGCCUCGGCGUCCAUGAGCGAGGGUGGAGGGGAGCCGUGGGGCCGAUGGGAGGAAUCUCCGACCGCGGGGUGGUCCUCUUCGACCAGUCACGCAACGAAACGAUGGCAGGGAGGAGGGUGGGCUUUCACAUCGGCCAGCCGGGCCUCCUCCGCUACGCGGGGCCCCAACGUGGCGAGAGAGACACCGAGCGAGAUGACCCCGACACGCACGGCCGCCAUGCCGACCGCGGCGCGAGAGGAAGACGAUGCGUUUGGCACGAGUCGAACGCCGACGACCCGUUCUGUCGGUGCACGCGGAAUCACCCUCAGCAGCAGCGCAGGCAUCGUGACAACAACAGCAGCAGCAGCAGCACCGACCUCAGCACGGUUCACGAACCCCACCGCAAAACCGAGCGCCACCAGAUUGUGGGACUCUCCGCCGACAUCGCACGCGACGGCGGCGGCGCAAGCCGGAGGCGACUUUGAGAGGAGCAGCGUCGGCAGCGAGGUGUUGCUCACGAGCAGCGAGCCACCUCCGAGCGAUUCAUCUCAGACGAUGGCCCUGACGGGCCCAUCCCGCGACGGCGGCGGCUCCGCUUUCACCCCGACGGCGGCAGCAGCGGUGGCGGAAAAUUCACCGGGCCGCUCGGAAAUUCCACGUGCGUCAGCGUCCCCCGCUCCGGCGAUCUCCUCGGGGACGGGCAGCUGGGCGAAGCGCCUGCCCAGCAGCUCGUCUGCCCAAGCGUCCUCUGGCUCCACGCGACUUGGCGCUGGCGUCGGCAGCAGCAGCAGCGGCAGCACAGAGGCCCCCGGGAGACGAGCGCGGCCGCCGUGGCAGAUGGCAUCGUCGUCGUCGCCCGCCGCCACGUCUCCUGAUUUCCCCGGGGGGUCCGGGACCUCCUCUCGCUCCGUCGCUCGGACGUCGGCGGGCAGCGUCAUUUGGAAUGACCGCGACGGUGGCGACGGCGGCGAUGGUGACGAUGGACAUUUAAAUUCGCCCUCCAUCACCACGCCCGUCACCUGGCCGCAGGGCCACGGUGAGCGUGAGUCUCUCAGCAUCGAGGGCCCUCGCUCAACCGCCGCCGCCUCAACAGCCGCUGCCGCUCCUGCCGCCGUUGCCACGGCGAUGCCGGGGACAUCUGUUGGCAGCGGUGGCACUAACGGGGCGGGCGGAGGCGGCGGAGACCCCACGCCGGGGUCGGCUUGGGGUCGGGAGGUCAUGGUGGACGUUGGUGUGGGCGCGGAGCAGUGGGCAGCCGAGAGGGACACGUGGGGCUGGACUCAGCACACCCGGCGCGACGCAGGUGAGCCGACAUCAUCGCCCCCAUCCCACACGACGGACACACGGACGCCCUCUCCCACGGGCAACGCGAGCGCGACCUCCGACCCCACCACCACCGCCGCCGCAAGGGGGCGGCCGCCGUGGCAUCUUCGCCCGCGGGUGGCCCCGCUCUUCCCCGUGCCGGGAGCGGCCGGUUCCGCGUGGGCGUGCGGAGGCCCCGCCGGCGUCGGCUCCAGCCUGGCGUACGGCCUGGGCGCCUGCUUCGCCCUGCUCGCGCUGCUCUCCCUGGCGGCGCUCGCCCUCUCCCCGGGCGCCCGACACUUCCCGGCGGCGCGCGUCCACUUCGCCGUGUCGAGCGGCGCGGCGCUGCUGCUGUCCUCGCUCAGGGCCGCGUCGCUGCUCUGGCUUCAGAGCGAGCGAUCGCCGCCGCCGCCGCUGCUGCUGCUGCACGACGCGGCGCUGCCGUGCCCCGGCUCGGCGCUCGCCGCGCUCUUCCUGGCGAUGCUGGCGGCGUCUCGCAUGCGAGUGCCCCUGCUGCGCGGGACGCCCGGGCCCCUCGCGCUGCUCGCCGCGGUGCUCGCUCACUUCGCCCUCUCGCUGGCCGCCGCCGCCGCCGCGGGGCUCACGGAGGCGGCGACGGCGGCGGGGCCGACCGCCGCCACGGCGACGCCGUCGCCGCCGCCUCCGCGCUUCCAGAGACGCGGCGAGCCGCCCGCACCGUCGGCGGAGAUCGGCGGCGGCCUCGGGCCGUCCCUGCUCAUGGUCAGCCGGGCGCUGUCGGCCGCGUGGGGCCUGGCGCUGUCGCUCGCGUACGUCGCGGCCUUCCCCGGCCUCCGGCGCGCCAUGAGCUGCCGGCGCAAGGAGCUGCAGGCCGCCAGCCUGUGCAAGACCAAGCUGUACGGCCUGGCGCUCCACGGCGGCCCCGCGGGCGCCGGCCUGCAGGCGUCCGGCGCCGUGGUGCUGCUCGUGGCCGCGGUGGCCGCGCCGUACUUCUGCCUCUGCUUCUACGCCGCCAUCAGCUCACAGGGGCUCGCUCUCUGGGCCGGCGACGAGGAGGGCGACGAGGGUUUGGCGAUGGCGCGGCGCGACGCUCUCCUCAUUUGCCUGCGGCUGGGCGAGCUCGCGCUCUGCCUUGCCGCGAGCGGACUGGCGCUCUACCUCCGCCUGCUGCACGUGCGCUGGCGCGACGUGGCCCCGCGUCGCUUCUUGGACAGCGGCGUUCGCUUGCCUCCCUCGGCGCCGCGGCACCAGCAGCACGGGGCGUCCCGCAACGGCGAUGUCGGCGUCGGCAACGGCGGCCUCCUCCAGGUCCACCCGGAGCUGCUGGACAUGAUCGACCUCAAGGGCAGCGUCUCCAGCAGCUGCCGCUCGAUGGAGCGCAGAGACAAUGGCGGCGGCUGCCUCCAGGACAACGCAUCGGUGUCCGAGUCCUUCAUCUGCGUGCGGAUUUCCGAAGGCAGCGGCGGCGUCGGUGAUGAGCAGAGCGGCGCCGGGGGUGGCAGACAGCGGUCGACCAACAGCAGGCACCCUGCCCACGUGGGGGUGGUGGGCAACGGGCACGGCGGGCGGGGAAAGACGGGCGGCAAGGCGGAGGCGCGGAGGCGGGAGGCGCAACGCGACGGAGAGUCGUGCGCGGGAGACGACCACCCCGACUUCCCCAUGCACCUGUCGUGGAGCGAGACCCUGCCCAGCUGCUCGCGGCUCAGGCAGGCCGAGGCGUCGUACCUGCCCGGUGCUUGCAGCAGCGACGACUCGUCGCUCAUGCUGCUGGGAUCCAGUAGCCCGGACUCGAGCAGCGAGAGGAAGCGGCAGGGCAGUAGCUACGGCCAGCGGCAGCAGCAGCAGCAUCAGCAGCAGCAGCAACAGCAGCAGCAUCAUCAGCAGCAGCAGCAACAACAGCAGCAGCAGCGGCAGCAAGGCCACUACUCACCAGCCUGGUCGGCUCCGCAAUACGACAGCGAGGCGUCGGCUAGAUCCAUGGGCGGCUUCCGAUGGGCCGAUGCCGAUCCGGAAAUUCAGGAUGAGUUUCUCCAAGUGUGCCGGGAUAUUGACCGUCUCUCAGACAGCAUCCCCAUGUGACGGCUCCUCUCGGCUGUUAAACGAGUGUCGAAGCUUAUAGGGUUCGUGACCUGAAUAUUGUGCACAUGGUUUUAUCCGGUGUGUAACAGACAACCAUCGACGAGAGUGGAUGUUAGGUUAUUCACUACUUUUAAAAGGGGCUUUGGCUGCAUACCAUUUAAUCACCAGCCAUAAUCCUCUGCUGGAUGAAGGCCUCCCCAAGCAAAUGCCAUCUCUCAUGAUCCUGCAACGUAAUAUUUCAGCAAGCACUUACACACGACCUUAUUUGUCUACUUAUUUAAAUAGAUUAUCCAGCGGCACAACGUAAAUUUGUUACGCUGCAUUUUCCCCGGCAUGCCCUAACUGCCCGAGCCGCGUUCAUACCACCUGCUCGCCCCCCAAACGUACAGACAUGAGCAUUUCGGCAAGACUUAAAGACGUAGCUGUUUGUUGAUGUUUCGCCCCCACUGAGUCUUAGACAGGGAAUUCCAACAGCUAUAAAAAUAAAACAUCGUCGAAGACUGGGCUCCGUCAAUAUCCUUUUGAACGUUAUAAAUCAAACGCAGGGAUCGUCGCUCUACGAAGGGGGUUGGGGGGGGGCAAAAGAAGGCCCUCGGUCAUUUAGGUCAUUUUGAAGAAAGCCAGGCCACCUAACAGGACAGCGGUGAAGCAGAAACAACCAGGGACAGCUCGCCUCUGCAUGAACCAGAUGAAACGCGGAUAUUUUUUGCUUAAUUUUAGAGAUAACUUAUAUUGAAAAUUAAAUCCUAGGACACAUUAUGAUGCAAAACAUUAACAAUUUCUGGGAUGCUGAAAAAUCUGUACGGAUUUUGUCAUUUGGAACAAAGGCUCUCAUUUUCAUGAGACAAUUGUCUUUAUAACGAUAUUACAUAUUUCUCAGCAAGGUACAGCAGUGACGCUUCUUUAUUAAAUUACAAUCUGUAUUCUCGAACACAAUUCUUGGAGAAACAGUAAAGCUCUUGUUCCUGUUGAACUCAAAUUGGCCAGCCGGACUGGCGGAUUUCACUUCAUUUCCUGUUUUUGUGAUGAAAGAUCGUGUAUGCAGAUAUUCCAUCGGUUGGCUGAACAGUGGAAUACGAUUCUCAUCGCUGUUAUAUCUGAAAAAAAUGGGCCUUGUCAAGACCGACUGAAGAAGAAUUUGCGCUGUGCAACGAGAAAUAUUCCGAUAAUUAAUAUUAUUGGUGCUUGUUAUUUAAAUAACUCAACUCCCCCGACCCAUGGAUCUCGUCGACUGAAAAACACUGCUGCAGACUGUGCAUAUCUCCAAAUGUUGGAGAUUUACGAGAAAGCUUUCCACUAUUUAUGGAUUACACAAACACGCAUAUUGACUGUGGGGCGUUUCCCCCCCCCCCCCUCCACGUCAUGUGUCAAGAUAUGUUGUGAUUGUUUAAACGUGUACGUUGAACAUAGACAUUGUUAAAAGACCCCCCCCACCCCCGAUUUUUGUCGACAUGAUACACUGCCACUUCUUACAAGUUGCGUGUGAGCGUUGUGUCUGCCAUGACCUCUGACCGGAUGAAGACUUAACCGUUAGUCCUCGUCUUUACUACCCCGUCCCAUUGCUUGUGCUGAUUUCAGAUAUGAGCAUGGUGCCACCAUUACUUCCCUGAAUAGGGAACGUCUUCUGCUAUUAUGUUGGUUUGUGACAACAUCCCGGCGGACCAAAAUGAGCCAAAGCAUUAUUUGUAUUCCUCUACUACCAAGGCCUUGAAGACAUGGUGCCAUUUUGCACUACCUCAAUAUUGCAGCAUUCACUGCACACUACACACGUACACCAGCUACUAUUUUAGGGCUGAGUUGACCGAAGGAAGGUCCAGGGCUGGUAUAGAUUCCAUAUGCCGCUGAUGUUGUCGAUGGCUGGUAAGUGAACCCAGAUGGCUGGGUUCAUAGUGCAGUGCAUGAACCACUGCCAGGUGGUGCUGCAGUGCGAGUGCUUUGCUCCGAGAGGUGACUGAGCAGCUCAUAGCUCCGAGCUAUCACCACCGAGAACCUGGGUUCAAACCCAGGCAACCGCCUGUGAUUAAAUGGGUUCUCGAAUGUAGCGAGUUGACAAGUCUCAACCCAGUCACCAAAUGACUGCAAACCCCCCCUCCAAUAAAUAUGGUUCCGCACUUUGCCAAGUAACAGUUUUACUGUUGCAUGAUUGUCACGUGACCAAUAUUAAGGGUGGGUGGGAAAGUGCUGCCCCAACUGUGUGGGCCAGAGGUCACCUGACGUGUUCUCAGUAUUGGUUCUGUAAUAGCCUCUUCUGCGGGCCGUUCUCUAACAAGGGGAGAUGUACUUCCCUGCGAGAGUUCUGAAAAGAUUUUUCAUCUCAUGACACCGGUAUCACAACCGGCUAAACAUUGAGGGGCAAUGGGGGGUGGCGGAUGUUGAGUAAACGUUUCAAAAUUACUGAAUUUUUUUUCACAAUUGUAGAAAUUGUUCAUUCAAAUCCCACCAUCCGUCUGGAGUCAAUAAAAUAAGUACUGGAAGUUCACAGUGAUUUGUUCUCUCACAGGAAUGUGGAUAUCCCACUAUUGCCUCAAGGCUGCCAACUGAGAGGCACCCAAGCGCUUGUUACAGCAGACAAUUUGGAGAUUAGACCCCGGUGCCUAACCCACACCUCCUUUAUAAUCCGAGCCUAUGGGGCACAUAACGGCAACUCAUGUGAACGAGUCAAAACUUGCACUAGCUGCCCAAUUAGGGCUGAAGAGCAUGAAUACACAAUAUAUGUGUGCCCAUCAAUUAAUCACAGUGUGCUCAUCAAUCAAAUUGCACCAUUGAAAAUGUAAACAUUGGUGUGACUGGUAUUCACGAAACCAGAAACAUGCUCUUUCACGAGGAAUUCAUAGUUUAACAUGCUAAGAGGCACCUUUUAUACUUUUUGAAAUGACAGAAAACACACUACAAUACUGCAGCAGGGUAUAUGCAAGUGAUAUCUCAACUCAAAUACACAACUUAGCACAGAGACCUAAGCUAAGUCGUCUAUCAAUUGGCCAUAAUUAGCCAUUUGAAGGAAAAUCCAUGACUAUAGCUUUGAGUGGGUAACAGAUUAGCACAGUUGGCUAUGUACGGUGCGAAAGAAGUUCAACGUACAUACGCUCAAACCUAAUAUUUUCAUCAUUUUCUCCCUUGUGAUUCGCUGAAUUAUUCUGGAUCACGAUACUAGAAUCCAGUGGCUGCAGAGUUUACGUAAAGCUAAUCACAACAUAUACGAAUAAAAAUGUAUCUAACACGCACAAUAUAUUUUAAUUGUUGCGUCAUUACAUGCCAACUCAGACCUCAGCAAUGCCUUGCUUUGUGAGCAACUCAGACUUUUAAAUUGCCAAUAACAAAUGCUUAUUUGCCUCUUGGCUACAGUGAACAAUGUAAAUGUAUUUAACGACAUAUGCUCAGCAUUUUGACUCAUUUCUGCUUUUUUAUUAACAUGGCACAGGGGGAAAAAACCGGACACGGCCCACAACAAUCGUCUUGCGCAUUUCGCUUUUCUUAAUAUUGAGGAUAAUACUGGAUGCUGUAGCCAGUUGAGUGUUUUUCUUAAUAUCGAGUGUUUGAAGUCGGUGUGUUGUGGACAGUACUGGAUGUUCGUGAUAAUUGAGUUUGUAUCUGAGUGUACUUUGUGUUACGUGUGGAAAAUAAAUGCUGUAAAUGAA
Petromyzon marinus (sea lamprey) is the source of this 8574-nucleotide messenger RNA. RefSeq lists its product as uncharacterized. NCBI's taxonomy places the organism in Eukaryota, Metazoa, Chordata, Hyperoartia, Petromyzontiformes, Petromyzontidae. The record is from RefSeq and is a predicted model, not a curated record.